CAUAGUUUGUACGUCGCACCUGCGCAGCGCGCAUGCGCCACGUUGCCGCGCCGCGGCGGCAUCGUAAAGACCAUCCGAGUUGCGCGGCGCGUCGCAGUACGAAUUCCGUCUUCGUCGCGUGCGCGCCGUCAGUGCCUCAUUCUAGUUAGACGACUCUGUCAGUGUACAACUACAGGAGCAACAUGGCAGUCUCCCUUAACACCGAGGACAAGCUGGAGUAUCAUUUCUACCCGGUGACGGCCGGACAGAUCCAGUUCCGGGUAAAAGCGGCCAACGAUGCUCACGUCGCGCUCACGACCGGUCCCCAGGAAGGAGAACCGAUGUACGAGGUCUUCAUCGGAGGGUGGAGCAACAGCAAGUCGGUCGUGCGCAAAAACAGAGCCAAGCCGGAGGUGGCGGAGGUGGAAACACCUGGGAUCCUCAGCGGCGAUGAAUACCGCGGCUUCUGGAUCAGGUGGGACAGCGGCACCCUCACGGUGGGCAAGGAGGGCGAGACGGGCCCGUUCUUGACCUACGCCGACCCGGAACCGUUCGGGAUCGGCUACUUCGGCGUCUGCACCGGCUGGGGCGCCACCGGUGAUUGGCUCAUCGAGGGUCACCGCAACUCCUUGAACACCCCUAACAAGCUACAGUACAUGUUCCAUGCCGUGCGAGGCGGCUCGGUGCUGAUCGACGUGAAAGCUAAGAGCAACGCGCACGUCGCGCUGACGAACCGGAAGGGCGAGUCGAGCCCCAUGUACGAAAUCAUGCUCGGAGGGUGGGAAAACAUGGCGUCCGUUAUUAGAUACGAUCGCAAACAGCCCGACAAGGUGCGCGUGGACACGCCGAGCCUGCUGAGCGAGCACGAGCACAAGAGGUUCUCGAUCACGUGGUUCGAGGGCCUCAUCACCGUGAGAACGGGCGGUCAGAACGGUGCUGUCCUCAUGAAAUGGCACGAUCCGAAUCCCAUCGGCGUGAGCUACGUGGGGGUGCGCACCGGUUGGGGUGCUACCGGGAACUGGAAACUCCGUUUCGAACAAUACCCCGCAGUCGCUACCGCCGCUAGCGGCCGAAAACAUCCUGGUACUACACCGUCCGCGCCGGCGGAAAUCCGCGACAUGGGCAGCGAGUGCUGGUGCGACGCGUCCGGUGGAAUGGUGCCGCCAGGCGCGGUCGAGGGCGGAAACGACGGCGAGACCUUGUUCGUCGGCAGGGCGCGUCACGAGGGUGCCCUCAUCCCCGGUAAGGUGAAGCCCAGCCACUGCGUCUGCUACGUCGCCUGGGGCGGCUCUGAGCACGGAAAGACUGAUUAUCAGGUUCUUUGCGGAUGCAACCCCACGUGGCUGCCGUGCAGCGGCGGCAACAUCCCGCAGAACGCGAUCCCGGGUGGCGAGACCGAAGACGGCGAGCCGCUCUUCAUCGGUCGCGUACAUCACGAGGAUACUUUGACCAUCGGCAAGGUGCACCCCUCUCACAGCGUGUGCUACAUACCUUUCGCUGGCUCCGAGGUCGCGUUCCCCGACUACGAAAUCCUGGUCUCGCAGUAAACGCCAUGGAGAAGAAACCGUCCGGGGCAAACCGAUGGAAGCUGCCGGCUUUAUCAGCAGUUCUGCGGAGAAGCGCGAAAACAAUCUCGAUUUCAUGACAGUAUCGCGAGUAUUCUAUCGCAUCAUCACGAAGAAACAAAUUGGACGGAGUAGCUGAAUUUCCUGCGAAAAAAACCCGCGAGACAGAGAAGCGAGGGAGGAUCGAUCAAGCCGCGACUGCGGUCGACUGUGUCGACGUUGAACUUGAAGAAUCUUUGAGACCCGUCCGCUUGUUAAUUUUCUCGGAGGCCGAGCAUCGCGUUUCGCUCGCAAACUAUACGGUGAGGGGGGAGGGGGGCAAUCUCGAGUGUGCGAACUAGUCUAGUUUACAUCGUAAGUCGCGACUUGAUGCCGCAGAACUGGCCGAUAAAGCCGGCGACGCGCUGUUCUACCGUCGCCCGCGCAAAAGCGUCUGCUUAUUCGCACAGAGUAUAAAUUGCAGCCACGCUAUAGGAAGAGCAAAUCAAACGGCAAAUAUACGCAGCUCCGCUAUGUAUGCUCUAUACAUAUACAUAUAUCUUGAUUGGCUCCGGAUAACCGCCGGAACAGAUGUUACGUUUAUCGUCUCCGCUGUGGGACGACGAAUCAUAGAGAUAUAUAUAUAUAUAUAUAUAUAUAUA
Messenger RNA from Harpegnathos saltator (Jerdon's jumping ant), 2185 nucleotides. Its product is annotated as C3 and PZP-like alpha-2-macroglobulin domain-containing protein 8. The transcript has 8 exons. Lineage: Eukaryota; Metazoa; Arthropoda; Insecta; Hymenoptera; Formicidae. The coding region runs from base 183 to 1526 and encodes 447 amino acids. The record is from RefSeq and is a predicted model, not a curated record.